This is a messenger RNA of Cuscuta campestris, 541 nucleotides long. The record is from the annotation of a GenBank genome assembly. NCBI's taxonomy places the organism in Eukaryota, Viridiplantae, Streptophyta, Magnoliopsida, Solanales, Convolvulaceae.
AGUUCACAAAAGAAAUAAUUUAUAUUUUUCCGAAACAUUUCUUUAGAAUGGCAAAGGGGAAGAUGAAAAUUUUGUCAUUACUAUGCGUUUACUUUGUGGCAACCUCAGUGAUCGCUAGAAAUGUGAGAGAUGACAAUGAGAAGACUGGGUUAAUUGGUAAGGGCGCUAAAAUGGGAGGUGGUGUUGGUGGCACCAUUAGCGGUGGUGUAGGGGGAGGUGGUGGUGCAAGUGUUGGUGGUGGAGUCGGUGGUGGAGCUGGUGGUGGUGUAGGUGUUGGUGGAGGAUUCAGAAGUGGUGGAAUACACCAUCACUAAGAUUUAUUAAUGGUGAAUGUAUUUGUAUUCGUAUGACGUUCUUAAGAUAAAUACUACACAUUCUAUAUGCACAUGAACUUUGGUCGUUGCUAAAUCUUACAUAAUUAUUGCUCUAAAUGGAAUAAAACCAAAGCUUAUUGAUAUUGUUGUUUGUGCACAAGUAUGUUUAUGCUCAUUAAUUAUGUAUUUUUUCAAAUUAGUCUACAAAAUGAACUAAUUGUCAAGAU